Messenger RNA from Penaeus indicus, 1378 nucleotides. RefSeq lists its product as uncharacterized. The record is from RefSeq and is a predicted model, not a curated record. Gene Ontology annotation, molecular function: protein kinase A regulatory subunit binding. NCBI's taxonomy places the organism in Eukaryota, Metazoa, Arthropoda, Malacostraca, Decapoda, Penaeidae. Gene Ontology annotation, cellular component: cytosol. The coding region runs from base 164 to 1378 and encodes 404 amino acids. The transcript has 4 exons.
AGCGACCCAAACAAAGGCUGAGGAGAAGGAGAGGAUUCAGUGUGUGUUACUUUUCAACAACAUGCAAAACAGAAUUGGGAUUUUGUAUAUUGGUUGAAAAUAAGCAUGUAAGGAGCAUGAUUUUUUUUUAGAAUAUAGCGAACUUCAGCUGCAAUUAUACACUAUGGAUGAUAUUCAUAAAAAUGAUGCAGAGAAAAUUAUUAUAGAUGGAGAAGAGGAAUCUGAAUCCUUACUGAGCAAGAGAAAGCAAGAGCAAGGGAACAAGGUAACCAUAAGUCCCCCCUCGAAGAAGUCGAAGUUGGAAAAUGGGUCCUCAGAGGAAGGCCAAGAGGAGCGGGCACCAGAAGGAGGCGAUCCAUCCAGCCUAGUAAUACUAGAGGAUGACACAGUAGAUUUUAGAAAAGGCAGGCUUCUGGCAGAAUAUUCUUUGACUGAAGAUGAGGAGGAAAGAUCACUGGAUAGUAUUACAGGGGACUCAAUUGCCCAAAAUGUUGAAAAUGGGCAAGUCAUUGGGAACAUUACUACCCCUGAGAGACAAAAAGGAAGAGAAACGUCCCCACAGACAGAAAUAGAAGAAUUAGACCUCCCAGUAGAGCUUAAAAAAGGGGUAAGAAAAGCAGAUGGAGUAGAUAGGGUAGUAGAAACACUGCAUGAAGUAUCUUCCAGUGUAGAGAGAGACGAAAUUGCACCUCAGGAAGAAAGUGAAGUCCUCAGUAGGCAGUUCACGGGAGAGAGCAACAUCUCAAAGAACCUGUGUGAGGGAGCGGUUGAUGAGGGAGUGGCUCGUCCCCUUACCACCAAGGAGGAAGAGAAGCUUGGGCUUUCUGGCUUAUUUGAAGACAAGAACUUAGUAAACAGCUUGACCGAAGGGUUGGAUGGCAACAAGGAAGAAACUGGGCUUAACCAAGACAAUGCCAUUUGUGUAGAAACUCAUAACAAAGUAGACAUUGGUCCAGACCAGCCUGUCUGUGAAGAAACUGCCAAGCAGAAGAAAAAGAAAGGGAAGAGGAGGGAGAGGAAGAGAGCCACAGAAGGCACAGAGGCUGGAGCUCCCAGGAAAGACCUAAGGCCAAACUAUUUUGUCGGAGUGAAAAUUUCCAAUGCUGAAAUUCAUCAAGCAAUUGUCAAGAUUCAAGAAGACCUGAUAGCCUUCGAGCCAAAAUUUGCACGAGCACUUAUUGACGUGGCAACUUCCCACAUCACCCUCCUGGUCGCACAUAUUGACAACGAGGAGAAGCUGAGCUUAGCUAUAUCAGCUUUAGAUGAGUGCAAGAAAAAGCUAACUGAUUUCACUACAAAGCCAAUACAGUUGACAUUUUCCGGAGUGGGACACUUUUCAAACCAGGUAAGGAAAAAGGAUUACUGUGGUAAAUGGUAG